Molecule: messenger RNA, 351 nt
Organism: Acanthisitta chloris (rifleman)
Lineage: Eukaryota; Metazoa; Chordata; Aves; Passeriformes; Acanthisittidae
Product: feather keratin 4
Exons: 1
Coding region: 1-351 (116 amino acids)
Cellular component (GO): intermediate filament
Molecular function (GO): structural constituent of cytoskeleton
Source: RefSeq, a predicted model, not a curated record
AUGUCCUGCUACGACCUGUGUUCUCCCACCUCCUGUGGCCCAACCCCUCUGGCCAACAGCUGCAACGAGCCCUGUGUCAGGCAGUGCCAGGACUCCACGUACGUGAUCCAACCCUCUCCCGUGGUGGUGACCCUGCCUGGCCCCAUCCUCAGCUCCUUCCCCCAAAAUACCACCGUGGGAUCCUCAGCCUCUGCAGCUGUUGGAAGUGCUCUCAGUGCUGGAGGUGUCCCCAUCAACUCUGGUAGCUCCUUGGGCUUGGGGAGCCUUGGCUACCCAGGCCUGGGCAGUGGGUACAGUCGGCCCAACCGGCGCUACAGCUCCUACCGCAGCGGCUUCUACGGGCCCUGCUAG